Camarhynchus parvulus is the source of this 1058-nucleotide messenger RNA. It is a transcript of the gene RFXANK, whose product is annotated as regulatory factor X associated ankyrin containing protein. The transcript has 10 exons. Bases 223 to 930 code for a protein of 235 amino acids. Lineage: Eukaryota; Metazoa; Chordata; Aves; Passeriformes; Thraupidae. Gene Ontology annotation, cellular component: nucleus. Gene Ontology annotation, molecular function: protein binding. Gene Ontology annotation, biological process: regulation of transcription by RNA polymerase II. The record is from RefSeq and is a predicted model, not a curated record.
CCGCCGCCAAGUCCCCGUUGUCACCCGCGGGGACACUCGGUGGCUCCUGGUUUGUCACCCGCGGGGACACUCGGUGGCUCCCGGUUCGGCCGUGCUGCCCUGAGAGGGGUCUGGAGGUGUCGCGGCCUUCGCCCCUCUCGGGAGGGUGAAGGAGCUGUCCCCCUGGAGCCUGUGACCCCCCAGGAUUGGGCGGAAAAAGGAGGAAAAGGGUGAAGAGGCAGCAUGGGGGACAGCGGGGUCCCCUCGGCGUGUCCCCAGCAGGACGGGGACGGUGGAGCCGAGAGCGCCCGGAAUUCCUCGGCUGCUCCCGUGGAUUCCCAGAGCCCCAGCGAGGCCCCGGCCCUGGACGGUUUCCCCCUGAAGCAUUCCAACACCUUGACCAACAGACAGCGAGGCAACGAGGUGUCAGCACUGCCGGCCACACUGGACACACUGUCCAUCCACCAGCUCGCUGCCCAAGGGGAGCUCAUCCAGCUGAAGGAGCACCUGAGGAAAGGUGAGAAUUUGGUGAACAAACCCGACGAGAGAGGCUUCACCCCCCUGAUCUGGGCUGCAGCUUUUGGGGAGAUCGAGACCGUGCGGCACCUCCUGGAGUGGGGCGCCGAUCCCCACGCGCUGGCCAAGGAGCGGGAGAGCGCGCUGGCCCUGGCCAGCAUGGGCGGCUACACCGACAUCGUCACCAUGCUGCUGGACAGGGACGUGGACAUCAACACCUACGACUGGAACGGGGGCACCCCCCUGCUGUACGCCGUGCGCGGGAACCACGUCAAGUGUGUGGAGGCCCUCCUGGCGUGCGGCGCUGACCUGACCGAGGAGGCGGAUUCGGGGUACACCCCCAUGGACCUGGCCGUGGCCCUGGGACACAAGAAAGUCCAACAGGUUAUCGAGAACCACAUCCUGAAGCUGUUCCAGAACAAGAAGAAGAAGUGAGGCGGCAGCUCCAGCUCUUCCCAGCAUCACCACAGCCUCAUCCCCACGCUCCAGGCAUGCAGAAAUCCAGGAAUUUCUGCCCUCGUGGACCCCAAGCCUCUCCCUGGCUGCCGUGCCUAAAAUCCAGG